AUGGACGACGAAACCAAGGCGAACCGCCUCCGCCGGCGGCGCGAGUACCGCAAGCUCGACGCCGCCGGGCUCCAGUACCUCCGCGACCGCGUCGGCCACCCGUCGCCGCGCCUGACGUGGCAAGACGCGAGCCUCCCGACGGACCCCGCGACGCGUCUUGAGGCCAUGGAGUGGAUCACGCACCGCUUGUUCCACAACAUUGACGGGCUCAUGGCGGCGUCGGGCUUGCCGUUCACACUCGACAACUACCAGUGCACGACCGUGAGCCAGCUCGACGACACGUAUCGCAUCCAAGGCUGCUCGGUCCGCUAUGUGCAUGCCGACGUGAGCGCAACGGCGGCUUGCCUCGAGCAAUUUGCCAAGGACUUUCCACCCUACUUGGAGGCGCGGUGCCUCACCGAGACGGACAAUGUGCUUUACACGCGGUACCUCUCGCCGUACGGGCUCACGGUGCAUUUGCCGUUCAUCCAGAACGUCCUCCAGCGCCAUUACUUUGAUGGACGCCGGUACGUCUCGUUCCGACACUGCAUCACCGACGACGAGGCGCUCCCUGCCGACGACCUUGUCUGUGGCUGGACCGAGUG
This is a messenger RNA of Saprolegnia parasitica CBS 223.65, 584 nucleotides long. RefSeq lists its product as hypothetical. NCBI's taxonomy places the organism in Eukaryota, Oomycota, Saprolegniomycetes, Saprolegniales, Saprolegniaceae. The record is from RefSeq and is a predicted model, not a curated record. The transcript has 3 exons. The annotation marks the transcript as partial.